UGAACGUCCACUCCAGGUCUUCUCUCCUCACAGCUCCGUACAAACGCCAGCAGCAGCCGCACUACUCACGGCGGCGCUGGCAUCGUUAUACGGCGGCAGCAGCCAGGGCAGCAGCACCAGCAACAGCAGCCGAACGAGCGUGCUGCCUCGCUCUGCUCCCCGGCGGAGACCGCGCGGUACGUUCACGUCGCAUCGCAGAGGAGGUUGACUCCGUGCGGCUCGUACGGGCGCGGCAUGUUCGCGCGAACACACGGUCGCUCCUCGUUCUUCUCUGCGUGCGUCGAGCGUCGUAGUGGUGCGUGGUGUGUACGGUGCACGGAUGGUCUCGGGCGACGACGUUCCUGCUUUUUCUUCGUGCCCGUCGAGGGGACUGAGAGCGGAGAACGACCGACAGUGGCUACUCUAAGCGAACGCCGCUGGAUUACGAUGCUACGCUAGGAGUAAUCAUUCGCCCCCGGUGUUUGCUUGUCGGGAACCGUGGCAUGACGGCUACGUAGCCAUGGGAGGCCACUGUGAUCACCGCCUAAGGCGGCUCGUCCCUCGGAUAACGGAUUUUCGGAUUAAAUCUAGCCCUUCUUCUCACCCUACUCGCCUGCACGACAGACGCCUCCGAUGCACUGUCCAGCCAAGGAAAAGGAGGCCGCGCGCCGCGCAUCACGGAGCAGCCGGUGGACGUGGUGGUCCGCAAGCACGAGCCGGUCACCCUGAGGUGCAGCGCGGACGGCGACCCUCCUCCGCGGAUAGCGUGGUUCCACGACGGGAAGAGCGUGCGCGACUCGGCCACGCGCAUGGUUCUGCCCGAGGGACAGCUCUUCUUCCUGCAAGUGCAGCACAGCCGCCGGGAACAGGACACCGGAAUCUACUGGUGCACGGCCACCAACGCGUUGGGCACGGCACGAUCGCGAAACGCCAGCGUCGAGCUCGCCGCGCUUCGCGACGAGUUCCGGCAGCUGCCCAAGAGCGUCCGCGUGGCGGCGGGAGAGUCGGCGACGCUGGAUUGCGUUCCUCCCAGGGGCCACCCCGAGCCCACGGUCACCUGGUUCAAGGACGGCGCCCAGGUGCAGCCGGGCACGGGGCGCGUACGCCUCCUGGCCCAGGGCGCUCUACUCAUCGCCGACGUGCGUCUCUCCGACCAAGGUCGCUACGUGUGCCGGGCGGCCAACAUGCUCGGCACGAGGGACUCGCCGCCAGCACUGCUGUCCGUGCACACGAAGCCGUACUUCGUCCGAGUUCCGGAAGACGUGACAACACUCGCAGAAGAAUCUGUGGCAUUCGAAUGCAAAGUCAAUGGCGACCCGAAGCCGACGGUCACCUGGAGGAGGCAGGAUGGAAAGAUGCCCAUCGGAAGAGCAUACGUUCAAGAGGACAAGAGUCUGCACAUCAAGAAUGUCGCUCCUGCGGAUGAGGGAAUAUAUAUAUGUGAAUCAGAAAACAUUGUUGGCUCAGCUUCUGCCUCGGCGACACUUACUGUGCACUCUCGUCCAACAUUCCGCCUCACUCCCCAGGACCAGAAAGUGGGGCUCAACGGUGUCGCCAAGUUCGACUGUCUGGCGACAGGCAACCCCCCGCCCUCCGUGUUCUGGACCCGGGAAGGCAACCAGGUGCUCAUGUUUCCGGGCAAGUCACACGGCCGCUUCUCGGUCAGUCACGAGGGCACGCUGACCAUCAGUGGAGUGCGCAAGGAGGACCACGGCUACUACGUCUGUUCCGCUUUGUCUGUGAUCGGUUCGAGCAUGGCCAAGGGUCACCUGGAGGUCACCGCAAUCGCCGACCUCCCUCCGCCCAUUAUACGACUGGGGCCGGCCAACCAGACACUACCUGUGCACACGGCCGCACAGCUACCGUGCGAGGCGGCCGGCACACCCAAGCCUGUUGUGCAGUGGCUGUAUAACGGUUCACCUCUGAACUCCGAAGAACGGCCUCGAUUCACGUUGCUUGAGUCUGGCACGCUGCAGAUAAAAGACCUUCAGGUGUCGGACAGUGGUGCGUACACUUGCAAGGCGUCAAGUGAAAGCGGCGAGACAUCCUGGACUGCGUCUCUGACUGUCGACACCCCGCAUAAUCCAAAUGUAAAUUUUCAUCGUUCUCCUGACCCGUCCACAUUUCCCGGGCCUCCUUCGCAGCCUGUUGCGGUAAACACAACGGAAACUUCGAUAACACUAACUUGGGCACGCAGCGAGAAAGCAGGCGCAUCAUCGCUCAAGGGAUACACAAUUGAAUACUACAGCAGCGACCUCGAAAGUGGAUGGGUUCUGGCAGCCCAUCGAAUUCUCGCCGAAACGUACAACAUCCAAGCCCUUCGUCCCGAUUCACGCUAUAUCUUCAUCGUACGAGCGGAAAAUUCUCACGGACUAGGAGUACCCAGCCCUGUUUCUGAAACUAUACGAACUUUAGGAAUGGCCCCACAUUUCCUGCCCGAGUACGAUCUUGACGAAGCACGAGCAAAGCUAAGUGCUAGUGUGGUGACCCUUCAAGACAUACGCGCCAUGAGUUCAACAGCUGUCAAGUUGAAUUGGAAGAUUCAAGGCAGCAAGGAUUAUAUGGAGGGCUUUUACAUACGGUUCCGGGACAUGAGUGGUGGUUCACAAAAGUACAACAUGGUGACCGUGCUGAACGGUGGAGCCCUCUCUUACGUGCUUAACGACCUUAGGAAGUUCACGAAGUACGAAUUCUUUCUCGUGCCAUUCUACAGGAGUGUUGAAGGCCCGCCAAGCAACUCAAGGAGUGUUGAAACACUUGAAGAUGUGCCAACAGCACCACCUGAUAGCGUGGAAGUCCAUGUUCUCAACAGCACAGCUGCCACUAUAUUCUGGUCUCCCCCACCACCUCAGCAUCGCAAUGGAAGGCUCAGAGGAUACAGUGUGUAUCUGAAUGGAAAUGCCUCUGACCUCCAUUUAAAUCAAAGCACAAACUCUACAACUCAUAGGCUUACAUUAAGCAACCUGAAGGCAGGAGCCAACUACGAAGCACGUGUGGCUGCUGUGACCACCGUUGGUGGGGGACCAGCCAGCAGUCCCGUCCACUUCAAAAUGGAAAGCCCAAUGUCCUCAACAUCACUGUCUUCUCCCCUUCAAAACAUUGUGACACAGUCAUGGUUCAUUGUACUUUUUGGAUUCUUGCUGCUUACAGCAGUGACAAUUUUUGUGAUAUUUUUGGUACGGAAAAGACGGCUGGAACAUGCGAAGACAAUUUUAACAGCUCCAGUAUAUAUGCAAGAAAACAUCAGAAAUUGCUUCAACUCGCUCUCUGGCCCGGCCAGCCUGAGCCCUCAUGAAGCUUUGUGGAUUGACCAUAGUGCCUGGAGGACUUCUGAUACGUCUAAGGAGGACUUCUGUGAAACAAAGGCUGUUAAGAAGAUGAGUUGUGCUUCGAAUGAUCUCAACUAUUCUAGCGUCUACGCGCCUCUAAACUGUGGCAUCAACACUGCCGACUAUGCAGAAGUGGACUCUUACAGCAUGACGACCUUCUACAAAGAUGGCCUUCAGUCUAUACCGGAGCCUUAUGCUACUACCACGUUGAUAAAUCCUUCAUUCCAGAAGAGUUCAAGCGGUUCUGCCAAAGACAGUCGUAGUGGGAGCUCGGCGGAAGAAAGAAGCCGGACAUCAGACAAAGCUUUCGACCUUGAGCUGAAGCACACGAAUGAAGGUGUUACAGAUCACCUUUUGGAAUCUGUCAAGCUCACUAGUCCGGCCAGUGACUCGGGAAGUUACACUACAGAUGAGUACGGAAUGCCCGUGAAAAAAAGCCGCCAGAAGUUUUCGCGGGGACGAGCCGCCUCUAAGGGACCUCUAAUGAAUUGGUCCGAAAUCAUUCCUCCACCACCCGAGAAGCCACCCAGUGAAGUUGGUUCCCAACUAAAUACUCCUUCGUCCCUCAGAAGGACGUCACCUCAUAAUAGACAGCCAAAACAAAGCCUCCAACCAAGUACAGCGCAGCUAUCCCACAAUUUAAGGGGAAUGCAAGUCCUGCCACGACUUCCUGCCCCAUCGCCUAAGGGUUCCCUAAAUCAGUCCAGCAACAGUCUAGGGAACUGCCAUGCAGACCUCUACCAAGAGGGCAGCCCCUUUCUUCCCAGGCCAACCAAUUCCUUUUUGAAACCUUUGCAGCCACAGCACAUUCAACAGCCACAAACGCAGAUAUUCAGUAACCCGUUUAUGGAUCGAGGAGUACAAUCAUCACUGCCAUCGCUCAUCAGCGAGCCUACAUCCUUCAAUUCUGCCAUGGAGUCAUCAGGUCCACGGUUGGCCACACUUCAAGGACACAUCUACCAGCCAGGAGAUGCCGAAUCUGAUCUGGAGGAUGCAUCACAGCCGCAGUCGUUGGAGUCUAGUGCUGGAGGAGACACAGAUUAUGCACCGAGCCACACACCAUCCUGGGCCAGCACAACCGAGCAAAGCAACAGUUCUUGCACGAGUGGCUGCUCGAGCGGGGAAAGUUCCUACGAUGACUCUGUCUACAAUGAAGGGGACUUUGCGAGUGCGGUAAUGCGAGCAGCUCAAAAUGCUGGCUUCCAAGUCAAUGGAUCGGUCAUCUCUACAGUGCCUCCACCAGCAGCGCAAGAUGGCAAAAAUACCAUUCCCGAAUGGCUGCUCAACCAACAAAAUGAUGAACUCCGAAACACACAAAGGCACGGAAUUAAAACGUUAAUUCAUCACGCCAAGGAUGAUGGAGUCUCGUACGAGCAGCAAAGUUUCCCGAUAUAUGACGACCCUCCCGACAUGGUGGCACCUCCGAGAAGAUCGGGGAAGCAGAGCUGGAAGGUAGUCAGUUGAGACGACGUCACUGCCCAAACUUGCUACUCAAAAUGGCUUGCCCGUAGGCUUUCCUAUUAGUAAAAAGGGCAGCAGCGACUCAGGCAGGACAUCCGUGUGUAUAUUUAAAUCAUGGGUCAACAUGAAGUGGGUCAACUUUCAACAGAGGUUCUCCUCUAUGCACGAUAUGAUGAGCCCUCAACGAUGGUAGUUGAAUCAAGAUCACCGAGUGAGAUCCUGCCACUUACGGAUGCAAAGACGAAAGCGCCGAACGAAAGGUCUCUCGUUGAACUUCAAUGUGAUUUUUCUGACCAAGUUCCUUUUGUUGCCGAAGAAAGAGUGAUCCUAAUUUAUGUGAGAAGUCCACCGAAGCAUGCAAGAUGGUGAUGUGUGUGCCAAACGAGAAGUGAUGCCAUGAUGCAAUAAUUGGGAAAUUAUAGGACAUGCCAGUAGAGAAGACACUGUAUAGUGUGUGUUCAUGAGAUGUGCGAGUGCAUGUGUGUGUAGAAUGAGUGUAAAAAAUGUACAGUGUGUGUUCAUGAGAUGUGUGAGCGCGCGUGUGUGUAAAAUGACUGUAAAAAUGUGUGACAGUGUUUGUGUAAAUGUGCGUGCGCAAUCGCAAGCACAACUCCUUUUGUAAUACGUUAAAACUUUGAUGUGCCUAAUGGCGGACAUUGUUAUUGUCUGGCACGGUCUUCACUCCCGUGCCACAUCCCAGCAUAUCAAUGGACUGAACUGUGCGGUUUGUUUUUGUGAUGCUUCGCGAGUUGUAAAUUAGUGUAUAGGCCUAACAUGACUCAAUGGUACACCACGAAAAAGGCAGGCACGAUCGAUUAACCUGGACGCAAUGAAUAUCGCGAGGAGUAACGCGUUGAUUACGAAGCCAUAAAUUUUCAGCCUGCUUUUUUUUCCCGCUGUACCUUGAAGCCAUUUUUUCGGACUGUUGAAACAGCACUCUAAGGCACUGUUUCGGUGGAGCAUAGUUACUCUCCAAUUCCUCAUUUGUCGUUGGUUGGUGUACAGGUAGCAGCGGAAUGUUUUUAAGCAGGCACAUCGUGUCAUGCGGCUUCUUAAUUUAUUGUUGGAUAUUUAAUUUUUAAGCGGUGAUAGUACUUGCAGGGAAAGAAGUGUGCAUGUACAAAGAGAAAAAAACAGUCACCAGAAAUAAAAUUCACUUUUUUCUCUCCUAUGAA
This is a messenger RNA of Rhipicephalus sanguineus (brown dog tick), 5944 nucleotides long. RefSeq names its product roundabout homolog 1. The record is from RefSeq and is a predicted model, not a curated record. Gene Ontology annotation, biological process: axon guidance; cell-cell adhesion. Gene Ontology annotation, molecular function: protein binding. Gene Ontology annotation, cellular component: axon; plasma membrane. NCBI's taxonomy places the organism in Eukaryota, Metazoa, Arthropoda, Arachnida, Ixodida, Ixodidae. The transcript has 26 exons. Bases 789 to 4772 code for a protein of 1327 amino acids.